CCCAUUCCUACUCAUCUAYACAGUCGAAAACUUUGAACUCGAGAAGAGAAAAAAGACACGAGAAAAAUACCGGUAAUAUGGCUCCCAGUAAAGAUAGCCAUCAACUGAGCUCACAAUGGCAAACCUUGGAAGAAAAAGAAUCUCCGACAGAGAAAAUGAUGAGGAAAAGUAGAGAUCAACCGUUUAUUCCAAUCGGAAUAGUUGGGCUGGUUGGGGCAUGCGUGUGGGGUGCAAUAGCUUAUAGGCACAGAGGACCCAUGAGCACUAGUCGCUACUUGAUGAGACUAAGAGUUAUUGCACAAAGCUGUGUGGUGGGGUCUAUAAUGGUUGGCCUAGGUGUGACAGCCCUUCAAGAUUCAGGAAAAAAGGAAAAAUAGUUAAUAGAGAAACUGUUAUAUAUCUGCGUCAUAGCUAAUCACAGCUCAGAUGGCUCAUUUGCCUCUGCAGUGCAAGGAAUGUGGCCAGAAAAACUCACUACAGAUUGGUAUACAUUUGUAAUUUAGAGGUGAAACCCUACUAAAGGGUGAACUGUACAUUAGGCAUUGACCUAUGAUGAGAUAUAAUUCAAUGUCUUAAAGAUUUUAUGUGGUUAGUAACACAACUUGAUGUAACAAGAACUUUUAUUUAUCAAAAAGGAUUGUUUAAAAGUAAAAAUUAAUUUCUCAAAAAAGUGUAUAAAAGUAAUGCAAUUGUUGUGUAUUUAACUGCAUGAGAAAUGAAUAAUCAGGAAUAAUGUGUGAGGUUCAAAAUUAUCACCACUUUUAAUGUAUUCACAUACUUUUGUCCUGUUAGAUCAGAAAUAUGAGACUACUGCAACAGGGCUGUCAACCCCCGAGAUAUUCAAAUCUAGAGAAUUGAUAGGGAAGGGACAUGACGUCACAGCGCGUCAAAAAGCGUGCAAAAAGACAUCUUUUGCUUUCUAACAUUUGAUGUGAUUGGUUUAUUUCUGACCAAUCAGAUUAUCGCUUAUAUUACAAUGGCCUGCUUGCAAGAGAGUUUAUGAGGACUGUUUUGAUUUUGUUAGCGAUGUAAAAUAACACAAACRACAUGAAAUAAUUGGAAUUUUAUGGUUGUGAAAGUCUAGUCUCACAAGACAAGAAAUGGUCAGCUUCGGGGAUUAUCCAGGAGAUUUGAAACUCUAAUCUGGAGACUGGGAGACACGGUCCAAAAUCUGGAGACUCCCGGUUUAUCCGGGAGAGUUGACAGCCCCGUGCAAAUUAUGUGAUUGAAUAAUGGCUGAGAAGAAAAUAUGCAAAUAGAUUAUCAGUGCUCAUACUUUUGACUAUUGUGCUGUAACAGAAAUAAAGACAACUCUAGGGAAAGGUU
This is a messenger RNA of Actinia tenebrosa (Australian red waratah sea anemone), 1326 nucleotides long. RefSeq names its product HIG1 domain family member 1C. The record is from RefSeq and is a predicted model, not a curated record. Gene Ontology annotation, cellular component: mitochondrion. NCBI's taxonomy places the organism in Eukaryota, Metazoa, Cnidaria, Anthozoa, Actiniaria, Actiniidae. Gene Ontology annotation, biological process: mitochondrial respirasome assembly.